Messenger RNA from Funneliformis caledonium, 663 nucleotides. The record is from the annotation of a GenBank genome assembly. Lineage: Eukaryota; Fungi; Glomeromycota; Glomeromycetes; Glomerales; Glomeraceae.
AUGUUGUUAGUCAUUCCUUUGUUACUCAUAAUUCCUGUGAUAAUUUUUUAUCGAAGAACCAACCUUUUCUAUAGUUUCUUGUUGAUCUUACAAUUUUUGUACUCGUUUUAUAAAUUAUGUCUUUCAAUACCUUUAAUAUUAUUAAGAAGACGCGUACCAACGUCUGCAACAAAAUUAAUCGGAGAUAUUAAGAGUUUAGAUAAAGUACCAAAACAUCUCGCAAUAAUGUUUUGGAGUGAUGAUAUCCAGGAUGAAAGAUUGAUCGAAGUGGCGCUUCUGUGCUGUUGGUCUCAGUGUUUCGGAGUGAAAAUUGUUAGCAUUUAUGAUGCCGAGGGUCGCCUGGGACAUUACGCUCAUUUGCUUCAAUCUCAAAUCAACAUCAUUUCACAAAAAUUUUUCAUUUCGGAGAAGAUCAUACCCACUAUUCAAGCAGAACCAGGUAUGAGUUGUAACGGAGAUUAUUUUAUCAUUUUCAAAGUGCUCUUGACGUUAACGAUUUUGAUUUUGGUAGAAUUACUGGUAAAUCUGGUCUCACGUUCCGAUGGUCGUACGCGAAUAGUGAACGUGGCAAAAUCAUUAACUGAUGACAUUAAACAGGAAAAGAUAAAAUAUGAAGAUGUGAAUAUUCUGGAAUUAGACAAGAGGUUAAGCAGUAUGUAUUAA